AUGAAGAACCUCCACCACCACCUCCACCACCACCUCCACGCCCUCCCUUUCCUCUCCUCCGACACCCAAAUCCUCCACCUCCUAAAAAGCGGCGCCCUCUCCCAAGCCCUGACGCUCCUCAACACCUCCCAACCCACCCUCUCUCUCAAACCCGUCAUCUACGCUUCCCUCCUCCAAACCUGCGUCAAAACAUCCUCCUUCCACCACGGCACCUCCGUCCACGCCCACGUCCUCAAAUCCGGACUCCACUCCGACCGCUUCGUCGGCAACAGCCUCCUCACUCUCUACUUCAAACUAAACCCCGGCCCCCGUUUGUCCCACGCCCGUCAACUCUUCGACUCACUCUCCGUCAAAGAUGUCAUCUCAUGGACUUCUCUCAUCUCCGGUUACACCCGCAACAACCUCCCACAUCACUCCAUUUCUCUCUUCCAUCAAAUGUUAACCUUUCCCAUUCAGCCCAAUGCUUUCACUCUCUCUUCCGUUAUCAAAGCAUGUUCCAUGCUUAACAACCUAACCCUCGCUCGUUGCUUUCAUUCCUUGGUUAUAACACGUGGCUUUGAUUGGAAUACUGUUGUUACUUGUUCGUUGAUUGAUAUGUAUGGUUGGAAUCGCGCCGUUCAGGAUGCACGAAAGGUGUUCGAUGAAUUGAAUGAACGAGACGAUGUGUUUUGUUGGACUUCCAUUGUGUCUGCGUAUACGCGAAAUGAUAUGUUUAAAGAGGGGUUGAGGUUGUUUUAUGUUAUGAAUAGGGUUCGUGGGUUGGUUCCGGAUGGGUUUACGUUUGGGACGGUCUUGACUGCUUGUGCUAAUUUGGGGUUGUUGAGGCAAGGGAAGGAGGUUCAUGCUAAGGUUGUUGGUUUGGGUUUUGGUGGGAAUGUUGUUGUGGAGAGUAGUUUGUUGGAUAUGUAUGGGAAAUGUGGGUGUGUUAGGCUUUCUAGGAUUGUGUUUGAUAGGUUGAGUGAUGAUAAGAAUUCAGUGUCUUGGACUGCGAUGCUUGGUGUGUAUUGUCAGAAUAAGGAGUAUCAGAAUGUGCUUGGUCUUGUUCGGGAGAGGGGGGUUGUGGAUUUUUAUGCGUUUGGGAUUGUUCUUCGUGCGUGUUCGGGGUUGGCUGCGGUGAAUCAUGGGAAAGAGGUUCAUUGUAAAUAUGUUAGGGAAGGUGGUUGGAAAGAUGUUAUAAUUGAGUCUGCGUUGGUUGAUUUGUAUGCAAAAUGUGGUAUGGUUGAUUUUGCACGUACGGUGUUUGUGCAUAUGGAGGUUAGGAAUUUGAUCACGUGGAACUCGAUGAUCAGUGGGUUCGCGCAGAAUGGAAGAGGGGUUGAGGCGUUGGCGUUGUUUGAGGAUAUGAUUAAGGAAGGGAUUAAACCUGAUUCCAUCACUUUUGUUGCGGUUCUCUUUGCUUGUUGUCAUGCGGGUUUGGUUGAUGAAGGGAAAAGGUUUUUUGUUUUGAUGGGGGAAUAUGGGAUUAAGCCUGUAGUGGAACAUUAUAAUUGCAUGAUUGAUCUUUUGGGACGUGCUGAGUUUAUAGAGGAGGCUGAGUGUUUGUUGGAAAAUGCAGAUUGCAAAUAUGAUAAAUCACUUUGGGCAGCUCUUCUUGGAGCUUGUACUAAAGGUUCUGACUAUGACACUGCCGAACGUGUCGCAAAGAAGAUGAUUGAAUUGGAGCCUAACUUCCAUUUGAGCUAUGUUUUGCUUGGUAACAUUUACAGAGAAGUUGGCCGGUGGGACGAUGCUGUAGAGAUCAGAAAGUUGAUGGAAGAUAGAGGAGUUAAGAAGUUACCUGGUAAGAGCUGGAUUGAUAGUGAAAAUUGGAAGGGUUCUCGUGUGAACGUUUAUACCGAAAAAAGUGUUUCUAGCACGCGGGAAGCUAUUUCAUGA
Messenger RNA from Vicia faba (fava bean), 1875 nucleotides. The record is from the annotation of a GenBank genome assembly. NCBI's taxonomy places the organism in Eukaryota, Viridiplantae, Streptophyta, Magnoliopsida, Fabales, Fabaceae.